AUCUCUCUCUUUCUUCAAGUAAACGAUUCCUUUUCUUAUUAAACUCUCUGAAUUAUAAACCCUAGAAAGUUUCCCUUUUUCUAACUGAGUUAAUUUAUCUUGGUUUCUGGAAUUCUAAGUCUUGAUCUGCUCUGAACUCACCUGGGUUAUUCAAACUUUUUUGGGGUUAGAGAUUUUGCGUAAAUUUAUUUUGGUUUUCGCUGAGGCAAAACAUCGAACACCUUGUAUGCAUUUUUCUUAUUGAAAUUGCUGGAAGUGGAUUCUGUUUGAUUGGAGAUUGGUGUGAUUUAGUAUCCAAUCUUACACAAAAUUAUUCUUUUAGAUUGUAGUCUUUCUGCUUGGAAUAUUGUCAGAGAAUUUGUUCUAAUUCGAUUUUAGCUGAUGGGUUUAAUUUGGGUAUUGAUUUGAAACUAUGGUGCUCAUUUUUGACUCAUGAACAUCAAGUUUUGGAUUUCGGAUUCUGGGUAUUGAUAUUUUUUUGGGGUUAAUGUGAAUGAGAUUGAGCAUUUUGAUCAUUAGGGUAUGAUUGGUAUUGUGGGAUAUUGGUUAUUGUGGUUGAAUUGUGGGUUCUUAUGAUCAGUGUUCAUUUGGUGAUUUUCGCGGUACAGGAGGUUUGGUCUGUGUUUGUUUAUAAUGAUGAUGGAUGAAAUUCAAGGUGGUUCAAAUGCUUUGCCUCCUUUCCUUACAAAGACUUAUGAAAUGGUGGAUGAUCCCACCACUGACUCCAUUGUUUCGUGGAGUUCGACUAAUAAGAGCUUUAUUGUGUUGAAUCCCCCUGAGUUUUCCAGGGUUUUGUUACCUAGGUUCUUCAAACACAACAAUUUCUCAAGCUUCAUUAGGCAGUUGAACACUUAUGGUUUCAGGAAGGUGGAUCCUGAGCAAUGGGAGUUUGCCAAUGACGAUUUUAUAAGAGGGCAAUCACAUCUUCUGAAAAAUAUACACAGACGCAAGCCGGUUCACAGUCACUCGUUGACUAAUCUUCAUGGACAGGUGAACUCGAAUCCAUUAACUGAUUCCGAGAGGCAGAAAUACAAAGAUGAUAUUGAGCGACUGAAACAUGAGCGGGAAUAUCUCCUGGCGGAGUCCCAAAGGCAAAGGCAGGAGGAGCAGGUUUUAGAGUCUCAAGUGCAGCUUGUGAAAGAGCGCAUGGAGUAUAUGGAAAAGCGGCAGCAUAAGUUUGUUUCAUUCUUUGCUCAGAAAUUGAAGAAACCCGAGCUUGCUUUUGCUGUGCCUCAAGUAGAUAACCAUGAUAGAAAGAGAAGGGUGUCUUCUAGGCCCGACUACUUACAUGAUGAAACAAUCAACGAGGAUAGCAUGGGUGCUUUGAGAAUAUCAAGGAGAGGAAGUCCUGAUGAUUCUUCUGGUUUAGACCUCGACACUGAUCUGUUGGAGAGGAUGGAAUCAUCUUUGACGUUUUGGGAAAAUGUGGCUGAGGAUAUCGAGGUUCUAUGUGCGCAGAGAAAUUCAUCCAUUGAGCUUGCUGAGUCCACUACUUGUGUAGAGAGUCCAGCAAUAUCUUAUACACAACUGAAUCUUGAUCUUCCGUCUAGUUCAUCAAGAAUUGACGUGAAUUCUGAACCUCCUGUCACAGCUAGCAUAGUUGCUCCUGAUCCACCCCAACCACGGAAGGAGCAAGAAGCUGGAAAUGCUCCUGCAGCGCCACAGGGUGUAAAUGAUAUGUUCUGGGAACAAUUUUUGACUGAAAAUCCGGGUUCAUCUGAUGUACAGGAAGUUCAGUCUGAAAGAAAGGAAUCCGGAUUGAAAGAGAAAGACAGCAGAUUGAUAGAUCAUGGGAGAUAUUGGUUACACAAUCUUCCGGAACACAUUGAGCAGCUUACUUCAGCAGGCAGGAGCUAAUACCUUCUGAUCAUUUUUGACUUUGAUGAUUUAGGGUUGAAUGUAAAUAUAGGUAAGCUUGUUCCUGAUACUUUUGUAUUAAUAGAAGUCAAUAUGCUAUUGUAAAAUUAUAAUGCUGGAGAUUGCCCAUUUUACACUAACACUCUAUAGACGUAUAAGAUUUUCUCGGCAUGAUUACCUUUGAAACGAUUAUUAUCCAUUUUCUUUGGAGUA
Messenger RNA from Chenopodium quinoa (quinoa), 2070 nucleotides. RefSeq names its product heat stress transcription factor A-4c-like. Lineage: Eukaryota; Viridiplantae; Streptophyta; Magnoliopsida; Caryophyllales; Amaranthaceae. The record is from RefSeq and is a predicted model, not a curated record. Gene Ontology annotation, biological process: regulation of transcription by RNA polymerase II. The coding region runs from base 634 to 1857 and encodes 407 amino acids. Gene Ontology annotation, cellular component: nucleus. The transcript has 3 exons. Gene Ontology annotation, molecular function: DNA-binding transcription factor activity; RNA polymerase II cis-regulatory region sequence-specific DNA binding.